This is a messenger RNA of Ostrea edulis (European flat oyster), 2322 nucleotides long. RefSeq names its product hippocalcin-like protein 4. NCBI's taxonomy places the organism in Eukaryota, Metazoa, Mollusca, Bivalvia, Ostreida, Ostreidae. The transcript has 2 exons. The record is from RefSeq and is a predicted model, not a curated record. Gene Ontology annotation, molecular function: calcium ion binding. The coding region runs from base 179 to 751 and encodes 190 amino acids.
UUCAAUAUCAAAUUACCGAGGAGAAAAUAGACCACAUUGCUUGAUUAGUCAAUCAUUGAUUCAUUCAUGGAGUAUCAGUCCGUAAUACCCGCUUGUUGUAGUUAUUAUUUUUCAUUUUACUUCCUCAAACGUAUGACACGAAAGUACGCGGUUUUUUUUAUAUAGAAAUAUACCGAAAAUGGGACAAAACCACAGCCAUAGAGACAGUGUGACGGACGUUAAAUUGAUAGAGCGUCACAAAAUAAGUAUGCAAGAACUCUGUGCUCUAAAGGAUUUGUUUCGAGAAUGGAGUGGUGGGAAGCAUAAAGCACUCACGAAGACAAAAUUUAGGGAAGUGUACAAAAAGGUAUUUCCAGGGAAUUCCUCUGAAUAUGCGGACGAGAUGUUCCGAUUGUCGGACGAGGACGGCAAUGGGAAGGUUGACUUUGCCGAAUUUGUUCGGUAUAUUUGUCUGUGUGACAGCGACGAUCUUGAAGAUAGAAUUCAGGCCGCCUUUAGGUUUUACGAUAAAGACAACAGUGGGACGGUCACUUACACUGAGGUCAGAGAAAUGCUGGAGGCUUAUGAGAAAAUGAUGGGUAGUCCAUUUGAAGGUGGGAAAACGGGCGAUCAGAUUGCUAAAGAAUUCUUUGAAGAAAUGGACGCCGACAACGAGAAGUUAGUUACACUAGAGGAAUUUGGACAUGCCGCAAGAAGAAAUUCAGCAAUUUUGCAUAUUGUUAAUCCAAAGCCUCCAAAUUGGAGUGACUAGAAAUACAUAUAGGAGCUUCCAGACACGUGAUGAUACGUGUUAAAUAUGAUAGCAAACAUUACUGUGAUCAUAUGAAAGUCGCAUUACACGGAUAUUGGAGAACCAACUUGGUCUUUAAUCUUGAUGCUACUGACAUAAAAAUACACACUGUAAAUGUGUUUCACUCAGGUUUGUUAGACAGAAGUUUGGGAUUUUUCGUGAGCUGUCUUUGAAUUUAUCCUGUGUGUAAAAUUAUGACAAUAUGUUAACCUUGGAAGUCAUCCAAGGUCAAGAAUGUAAGUAAGUCAGUGCGUUCAGUGUUCAUUUCAAAAUAUGCAUCCCUCCAGUGCAUGCGUAAUGAUAAUUGCUGUCAACUGUUGACUGGGAUGUUAGAGACCAUUUGAUAUCUCAUUCCUUGAAAGAGCGGUUUUCUUUUGUGCUUUUUAAAGGGGAAUUGCUGCAACAGUAUAAUUCUGUUGCAAAAUUACCGACAUUCACUUCGACAAAAAGAACUGCAUAAAGAAGGUGUUGCACAAAAGCGGUAAUUUUCCCUAAUCAGGGCUUUGUGCCUGGUAUUUAAACACCAGUGACGUAGAACUUAAAUUCAUUCCUAUUUCCCUUAUUACGUAUUUGCCAUUUACAUAUACCUGUGGGAUUCCCCAGUACUAAGGGCAAACCUAAAAUAUUUUAUGUGUCCGUACAUAGUCUAAACAUGAUUUUUGAAAUCGUGAAAAUUAAAUUGUUUUAAUUUUUCUGAGUAUUAGACACAAUGUAUAGGGUUACGAGUGUAUCAAAUAUUUAAUAUUCUUUAUGUCUGUCUGCCUCCAACCAAAUACAAUAAAGAGAACUCUUGGCUAAAGAUAAAAUAGGUCAUUUAUUGAACAUAAAUGACAAUAAACAAAUAGAAAUAUACAUAAUAGCCUGUUGCAUAAAAUUACACAAUAUGCUCAAUCAAACAGCAUGCAACUAGGCUAACAGUCCAACUAAUAAAAUGGUUGCAUAGAACAUAUUAUGCAUAUUCAGAAUAAGAUAUGUACAACAUGGAAAUAUUUACGUCUAACCGAAAAAAUAUUUGGACUAGUACACUGAAGGGACUAGAAAAAUCAUGAUCCUAACAUCGGACAAAAUAUGUUAUGGGGCGUUACAUCGCCACCUUAACAAGAUAGUAAAAUUUGUUGAGCAUAUGAAAACACAAAUAUUGGCUAGCUUGUUAACGCCCCAUAAAAACAAAGCAAACAAAUCUAACAGUUGCAGAAUAAUAACAAUGCAUUGAAGUUGCAGCCCCUGACUGCUAAACACAAUAAUACACCACCAGCCCCUGACUGGAUGGUAAGAAAGGGUACUAAUAUUAAGUAUCAUGCAACCCCUGUUUGCAUGAAAUGUCUUUACGAUUAGAACAUAGGGCUAUUGAAUAGGGAAACAUUAUGUAAGCUCACACGUUAAGUGUGGGGAUAUGGAUGUAUUUUUAUAUACUCGUAUGCAUUAUUUUCUACAACCAUCUGUACAUAACUUUUACCACAAAACAAAAUAUGGGAAGUUUAAUACGCAUUAAUAAAGUUCAACAAAACUCCGAGUACAUUCACAUGAAAACA